Suillus plorans is the source of this 366-nucleotide messenger RNA. RefSeq lists its product as uncharacterized. The transcript is spliced from 3 exons. The record is from RefSeq and is a predicted model, not a curated record. Bases 1 to 366 code for a protein of 121 amino acids. Lineage: Eukaryota; Fungi; Basidiomycota; Agaricomycetes; Boletales; Suillaceae.
AUGAAUACACACAAUGGGGAGGCAGACGACGGUACCAAGCUCCAGGAGAUGGGAGUGGAGGUAGACAACGGGGUGCAGAGGGCCUCAGGAGAUGAGAGCGGAGGUAGACAACGGGGUGCAGAGAGCUCCAGGAGACGGGAGCGGAGAGAGCUCCAGGAGAUGGGAGUGGAGGUAGACGACGGGGUGCAGAGAGCUCCAGGAGACGGGAGUGGAGGUAGACGAUGGGGUGCAGAGAGCUCCAGGAGACGGGAGCGGAGAGAGCCUCAGGAGACGGUCCAGGGAGUGGAGGUAGACGAUGGUACAACAUCAAUAUUUGAGGAGACGUUGGGAGUGGUCCAUUGGGAGGCAGAUGACAAGACAGUCUAA